Penicillium subrubescens is the source of this 846-nucleotide messenger RNA. Its product is annotated as tyrosinase family protein. Lineage: Eukaryota; Fungi; Ascomycota; Eurotiomycetes; Eurotiales; Aspergillaceae. Gene Ontology annotation, molecular function: oxidoreductase activity. The record is from RefSeq and is a predicted model, not a curated record. The transcript is spliced from 2 exons. Bases 1 to 846 code for a protein of 281 amino acids.
AUGCCUACUUUUUACCGUGGCGUGCGUUCCCAACUUCCGUCCAUCCUCCUUGCCCUUCCCCGAGCGCGUGCUGACAGGAACCCAGACCGCUGGUUCACUUAUCUAUUCGACACCUCCCUCCGCCACAAUUGCGGCUACAGUGGGCCAACGCCAUACUGGGACUGGUCGCGCGAUCACGCAGACCUGUUCGGCUCGCCCGUGUUCGAGGACUCCCCGGAGUACGGGCUCGGUGGAACCGGUGAUUGCAAUUCCUCCCCCCAGGCGGACUGUACCGUCACCACGGGAGCUUUUGCCGCAUCCACGGGGAAGUUCGAGCUUGCCUGGCCGAUUCCGCACCCGCUGCGGAGGAAUUUGACGCUCAUAACCGGCUGGUACCCCAAUGAGCUGCCUCAAAACCGCACCCUCGGCCCGGCCUUUGUGCGCAACGCGACUGAGCAAACCACGGGCGACUUCUUCCGAUUCCAGCGCGCAAUGACACUGCUGCACAACCAUGUACACAAUUUCGUUGGCGGCGACUUGGCGGGAGACUGCCCGAAGGCCUUACCGGAGGGUGAUUGCCAGGGCAUGGCAAUCAGCUUCACGCCUAAUGACCCGCUCUUUUGGCUGCAUCAUGUCCAACUUGACCGGUUGUGGAGUAAGUGGCAGCGCCACCACCCAUCUAAUUUCGCCGCUUUCUCCGGCAUGCCCUUCACCCCACACAAUAUGACCGACCCACGCUACGACCCUGAUGCGCAUGCAGAUCAUCAGAUGACCUUUGACGUCCAAAGUGUGCCCGUGGCGCCUAGGAAGGUGUUUGAUACGCAGAGUUGGCCGUUGUGCUAUCAGUAUGCGGACGAUCAGGAGUGA